Messenger RNA from Cordyceps militaris CM01, 4671 nucleotides. Its product is annotated as ABC bile acid transporter, putative. Gene Ontology annotation, cellular component: membrane. Gene Ontology annotation, biological process: transmembrane transport. The record is from RefSeq and is a predicted model, not a curated record. The transcript has 2 exons. The coding region runs from base 1 to 4671 and encodes 1556 amino acids. Gene Ontology annotation, molecular function: ATP binding; ATP hydrolysis activity; ABC-type transporter activity. Lineage: Eukaryota; Fungi; Ascomycota; Sordariomycetes; Hypocreales; Cordycipitaceae.
AUGCACCACGACCAGCUAUUCACGGCCUCGGCUGCUGGACUAGCUGUUGCAGCUAUAACCACACUUCCUGCCUUGUCCGCAAUCGUCUCUCAGAUCCGAUCCCGUGCUCCCAAGGACAAUUUCUACCACGACCACGAUGGCGUCGCUACCCCCGAGUCCAUCGCUUCCUUUUCCAACAAGGCCAGCAAGUUCGCAGUGACAUUUCUCGCCGCCUCCACCGCCGCACUGUCAAUUGCUCUCGCUAUCCUCAAUACUACUGUUCCUUCUCACGGAAGCUUGUUCUGGUCCACCUGGCUCACAACCGCUGCUUGGAUUCUCAUCCUGUUGCAAGCUACGUGUAUGUGCGCUCACCACAACUUCAUCAAAGUCUAUGACAUCGGCCUCGGUAUCUUCCUCGGCUCCCUCGUCAAUAUUAUUGUCGGAACCGUCCAGGCCAACCAUGUCGGUCAAUACCAGUCUCUCCACAGCGACAUCACUCUCAUCCUGCGUAUCUGCACUCUCGCUUCUGCCGGGCUUCUCGCCAUCGCCUCCACACUUAUCCCCCGACGCCCCGACGUCUUUUACAAUGAUGAGCCUGUCGAUCGUAACUUUAGCGUUCAUGCCCUCAGUAGGUUCACCUGGGGCUGGGGCCGCAAGACUCUUGAUCUCGGAGGCAAAAAGGGCGACCUGAAACAGACCGACGUUCCUCGGCCCCCUAGCUACGCUCGAUCCAAGAAUCUCGUCGAGGCUUGGGAGAGCUUCAAAUUUGGUGCCGGCUUGCUUCGCAACCUCAUUCGCGUCUAUGGUUGGCGCUUCGCCGUCCAGUGGACUGGCACCCUUUUCCGUGUAGCCGUUGGCAUGAUUCCCUACAUCAUCCUCCUCAGGCUCAUCCAGAAGCUCGAAAAUACGCCUCGUGAUGAAAUGAAAUUUGCUGACUUUUGGCCUCACGUUGUUGGUCUCGGACUGUGCGGCAUCAGUGAGCAGUGGCUUGACGGCUAUUUGAAUUGGUAUGCCAUUGUUGGCAUGGGUAUCCCCAUGUCUGCCCAGCUUUCUGCCCUGGUCUUUGAAAAGUCUCUCCGACGCAAAAAUGUCAAGACUGCUGAGAAAAACCGCGACACCGACGAAGACGCCAACAAGGCUGGCGACGAUGACGCCAAAAAGGACGAUAAAGACAAGCAUGACAAGGAUGGCAAGGAUGGCAAGGACGAAACUGUUCUUCGCUCGCGACAGGCCAUUGUCAACCUCGUCGGUGUCGAUUCGAGACGCAUUGCCGAUUUCCUUGCUAUGCAUUUCAUCAUCAUCAACGCCAUUUCCAAGCUGAUUCUCUACUCCGUAUUCCUCAUUCAGCUCAUCGGCUACCAGCCAUACUUGGCCGGUGUCAUCGCAUGGGCUAUUGUCUUGCCAAUCAACAUGUACGCCUCCAAGAUUUAUCUCAAACAAGAGGACAAGCUCAUGAAGAUUCGUGACGAGAAGCUCGCCAUGAUCAAUGAAGCCCUCCUUGGCAUUCGACAGAUCAAGUUCUCCGCUCUUGAGAAAGAGUGGUCUGCUCGUAUCAUGGCCAAGCGUGGGAAGGAGCUCGGCACUAUCCGCUACAUCUUCGCCAUCGAUCUUAUUCUCUUUACCUGCUGGAUUGUCAGCCCCAUUCUGCUCGCUGUCGUCUCGUUAGCUGUCUAUGCUAUUCUGAACGGAUCCCUCAAGCCUUCUGUCGCUUUCGUCGCCAUUGGUAUCUUCAAGAGUCUUGAAAUGAGCCUUUCUGUCCUCCCCGAGUUUAUCGGUUAUGGCCUCGACACCCUCAUCUCGAUUCGCCGACUUGGAAAGUACCUCGAGGGCCCUGAGAUGACCGACAUCAUCACCCGCGGUCAUGAUGCUGCUCUCGACAAUGCGUCUAUCGCCUGGCCCGUUGACGACGAGGUUCCUGAAGACGAGCGAUUCGUCCUUCGCGACCUGAAUUUGUCAUUUCCCCAGGGUGAACUUUCUGUCGUCUCUGGAAAAACUGGCACCGGCAAGAGUCUCUUACUGUCCUCUCUCAUCGGUGAAGUUGAUCUCCUUGCUGGUAGGGUUAUCAUGCCAACUGUGCCUGCUUUGGCUGAGCGCAACGACGAUAAGGCGCACAAAGGCAAUUGGAUCCUUCCAGGCACUAUCGCGUACGUCAGCCAAAACCCCUGGCUUGAAAAUGCCACUCUCCGGGACAACAUCAUUUUCGGGUUGCCGUACGAUGAGGAGCGCUACAACACCGUGAUUGAAGUCUGUGCUCUGCGCAAGGAUCUUGACAUCCUUGAGGACGGCGACCAGACCGAGCUUGGCGCCAAUGGUAUUAAUUUGAGUGGUGGCCAGAAAUGGCGCGUGACUUUAGCUCGCUCGGUCUACUCGCGUGCCGAACUUCUGCUCCUGGACGACAUCUUCAGCGCUGUCGACGCGCACGUUGGCCGACAAAUCUUUGAGAAGUGCAUUGACGGCCCAAUUUGUCAAGGUCGUACCCGUAUUCUCGUCACUCACCAUGUUGCUCUUGUCGAGUCCAAGACCAAGUAUCUGGUUGAGCUUGGACAGGGCACUGUCCUUCACUCUGGUCUUACUAGUGAUCUAGCUGAAGACGGCACUCUCUCUAAAAUCCGCAGCCACACCCAAACCGAGGCUGAGAUCCAGGCUGACGAAGCUGCCAACGCCGAGACCAUGGUCAAUUCUGAAGAAGCCUCCGACGCUGAAAAUGAACUGCAAAAAGUCCCUUCCAAGGGUGCUAAGAAAUUUGUUGAAGACGAAAAAAUCGAAAAGGGGUCUGUUAAACAUCACGUUUAUGCUACUUACAUCAACGCCAGUGGUGGUCUUCCUUUCUGGAUCGCUUGUGGCUUCUUCUACAUUGCUUACGAAGCUGGGAAUGUUGGGCGCAACUGGUGGCUACAGAUCUGGACUGGAAGAAACGCCGACACACCUGGCAACAACUCAACCACGUCUCUUCAUACCUUCUCCUCGCACGGCACAGCUAGUAUGUUCUCACUGCAGCAUGGCAGCCUCCAUGCUUCCGCUGCACCUGUUCACGACAACGACCAGCACUUGAGCUUUUAUCUCGGUAUCUACGCCGCUAUUGCCUUGGCGAGCGGUAUCGUUGGCUCCUUGCGUAUGUUGUGGGCUUUUACCAUGAGUCUCAAGGCCAGCCAGAAGCUCUUUGAACAGAUUCUAUUCACUGUUGUCCGCACGCCCCUGAGGUGGCUCGAUACUGUUCCGGUUGGGCGAGUUCUUAACCGCAUGACUGCCGAUUUUGAUGUCAUCGAUACCCGCUUGAGCUUUAGUAUCAGUUUUUUCAUCGGCAGAUGUCUUGCUAUUGUCGCUGUCUGUGCCGCUUCGACUCUGGUCACUCCUCUUGUUCUGCCCCUCGCCCUACUGCUCAUUAUAAGCGCCGCUUUUAUCGGCAAAAAGUACAUGGAUGGUGCCCGACCUAUGAAACGUCUCGAAAGUAAUUCAAAGUCACCCGUCUUUGAGCUGUUCAACACUACCCUAUCUGGCGUUUCCACACUGCGUGCUUUCCAGAAGAACAAAGACUACAUCAAACGCAUGCACUACCAUCUUGACACCUGGAAUACCAACAAGGUUCACUUUUGGAUCUUCAACCGUUGGAUGGGUAUCAGAAUGGCUGCCAUCGGCACUGUAUUCACUACUUGCGUUGGUAUUGUCAUCAUUCUGACCAAGGCUAACGCUGCCAUGGCUGGUUUCGCCAUGUCCUUUGCGCUUGAUUUUGCCAACACCAUUCUUUUUGCCAUUCGAGCCUACGCUGGCUUGGAACUUGACAUGAACGCUGCUGAGCGCGUCGUGGAGUACUCUGAAUUGAAGAUGGAACAACAGGGCGGUGUAGAGCCCCCCGCUGCCUGGCCUACGCGCGGCACUAUUGAGAUGAAGGAUGUUGUUGUGGGUUAUGCAGAAGGUCUGCCUGCCGUUCUUAAGGGUGUUUCCUUUGCAGUCAAGAACAACGAGCGUGUUGGUGUUAUUGGUCGAACCGGUGCGGGAAAGUCUUCUAUGACCCUUGCUCUCUUCCGUUUCCUGGAAGCCCGUUCCGGCUCCAUCAUCAUUGACGACGUCGACAUUUCCAAGAUUGAUCUUCAUAGCUUGCGCUCGCGGCUUGCGAUCAUUCCACAAGACCCCGUUCUGUUCUCUGGAACUAUUCGUUCCAAUCUUGAUCCAUUCGAGACGUAUACGGACGAAGAGCUCCGGGAAUGUCUUCAACGUGUCCACCUCAUUGACUCGCAACCCGCUACCCCCGCCAACGAACCUGCGUCGUCGUCUAACUCUACCGUCGCCCCGCAAAAUACCAACAUCUUCCGGGACCUCAAUAGCGGCAUCUCCGAGUCCGGCGGCAACCUGUCCCAGGGCCAGCGCCAGUUGCUCUGCAUUGCUCGCGCUAUUGUCUCCCGCCCUAAGAUCAUGGUCCUCGACGAGGCCACGUCAGCCGUUGACAUGGCUACGGAUGCGCUGAUCCAGCGCAGUAUUCGCGAGGAAUUCGACAACAGCACCCUGCUCGUCAUUGCGCACCGUCUGAGCACCAUUGCUGACUUUGACAAGAUUCUUGUGCUCAGUGAAGGCACCGUAGCAGAGUACGGCAGCCCCAGAGAGCUUUGGGAGAGAGACGGCAGUAUCUUCCGCGACAUGUGCGAGCAUAGUGGCGAGAAGGACAAGCUAGAGGCUACCAUUGUUGGUAAGAAGUAA